Molecule: messenger RNA, 1896 nt
Organism: Naegleria gruberi
Lineage: Eukaryota; Heterolobosea; Eutetramitea; Acrasida; Naegleriidae
Exons: 1
Coding region: 1-1896 (631 amino acids)
Biological process (GO): protein refolding; cellular response to unfolded protein
Cellular component (GO): cytoplasm
Molecular function (GO): ATP binding; heat shock protein binding; ATP hydrolysis activity
Source: RefSeq, a predicted model, not a curated record
AUGAAUUGCAAUAGUAAUAAUAAUAAUGGAACAACAGUAGAGAAAGUAGAACGUAAUUUUCACUUAAAAGAAGGAGGUGGAGUUCUCGGAAUUGAUUUAGGAACAACCAAUAGUUGUGUGGCCAUCAUGGAAGGAAAUCACUUGGAUGCAGUUCAUGUUCGAGUGUUGGAGAAUGAAUUGGGAUUUAGAACGACUCCUUCGGUGGUUGCAUUUGAUUCUCAGGAUAAAUUGAUUGUUGGUGAGCCAGCCAAGAGGCAAGCCAUCAUGAAUCCAAAGAAUACUUUGCAUGCUGUGAAGAGAUUGAUUGGAUUGUCGUAUGAGGAUGCUAGGAAAAAUGGCCAUUCAUUACCAUUUGAGUUAGUUAGUGGAAAGAGAGGUCAGGUGGCUAUUCGAAUGGGAAAUGGAAAGGAAUUUUCUCCAACACAGAUCAGUGCCUUCAUUUUGCAACAUAUGAGGGAUGUAGCUCAACAAUAUUUGGGACAGAGAAUUGAUAGGGCAGUAAUUACAGUACCUGCCUAUUUCAAUGAGAAUCAGAAACAGGCCACGAUGGAUGCUGGAAUGAUUGCUGGAAUCACAGUGGAGAGAAUUAUCAAUGAACCAACAGCUGCUGCUUUGGCUUAUGGAUUGGGAGGAAAGAGAUUCUCCAAUUUUGAAAUUAAUGAUCGAGAUGGAACUAUCGUAGUAUUUGAUUUGGGAGGAGGAACUUUUGAUGUGAGCAUUUUGGAAAUUAGUGGAGAUGUUUUUCAAGUUGUUGCUACGAAUGGAGAUGCAUUUUUGGGUGGUGAGGAUUUUGAUAAUCGAAUUCUUCAGUGGAUUGUGAAAAAGUUCAAGGAAGAGCAAAAGGUAAACUUGGAAGAAGAUCCAUUGGCUUAUCAGAGAUUGAAAGAGGCUGCUGAGAAGGCCAAAAUUGAACUUUCCUCAGUAAUUUCUACAGAAAUUAAUUUGCCGUUCAUUGGAAGAAAUGCAUUCGGACCUGUAAAUUUGAAAAUGACUUUGAAGAGAAGUGAAUUCGAAACCAUGUGUGCUGAUUUAGUGGAACGAACCCUCAAACCAGUUCAGAAGUGCAUGAAAGAUGCUGGAUUGAGGCCAAGCGACAUUUCACAAGUGAUUCUCGUAGGAGGAAUGACCAGAAUGCCACUUAUUGAGAAAAUGGUUUCCUCCUAUUUCCAACAAACUCCCAACAAGUCCGUAAACCCUGAUGAAGCAGUUGCCAUUGGAGCAGCCAUUCAAGGAAGUAUUUGUAGUGGCCAAUUAGUAGAAACCAAACAGUCAAUAAUCUUGUUGGAUGUUGUACCUCUUUCAUUGGGUGUUGCCUUAGUGAACGAUGUUUACAAGGUCAUGAUACCGAGAAAUACUCAAGUUCCAGCUCGAUUUGCUGAUCAUUUCACAACAAUUAAGGACAAUCAAACCAACAUUCUAAUUGACAUUUACCAGGGAGAACGUGAACUGGCCUCCAAAAACAAAAACCUCGGUCAAAUGGUCCUCAGUGGCAUCCCACCAGCUCCUAAAGGUAUUCCAAAUAUCAAGACCACAUUCUCCAUCGAUGUCAAUGGUCUCCUAUUCGUGGAAUCCGAAGAUAUGGCCUCAGGAAGUCAAGUCAACAUGUUUAUCACCUCCCACAACUCUCUGACCAAUCAGGAAAUUGAGGAAAUGAGAAAAUUAGCAGAACAAUACAAAUAUCAAGAUACUCAACAAGUGGAAUGGAACGUUAAAAAGACAGAAUCUGAGGAAUUGAUUCAAAAAUGUGAAAAUUCUCAACAUGUUGCGAAAGAUUCAUCAAAUGAAAAACAAGCAGAGUUGGGAGAAGCCAUUCGUGAAUUGAGACAUAGUGUUUCCAAUAGAGAUUCUGCUAAAUAUACCUCCAUUACAGAUCUCUUAAAGAGAAUGUCAUUCUAA